AUGCUUGCUCCUCCUGGCACCGCCCUGCCCAAGUUGAAAAGAUGCCUUGCAGAACUCCUUCGCACUUGCGUGCACCCCUCCGCGCUGCUCCUCCGAGUCGAACACGUAUUUGGGAAAGCGCAGGCGGGUAGCCAUAGAAACCGUGCAGUGGAACGAGACGACGAACAAGACGACGACCAAGAUCAAAUUCUCAUCAAUACUGGCGUUGACCACGGCAACGAAUCUGUGCCAGGGUCAGAUGACACGUGGUGCGUUCGUCUCGCAGUCUCGGAUGGCCACCUCCAGAUCCAGGCCGUGAUAUCGCCAGCCCUCCUCUUUGAAACAAAGGAACUCUGGGAACUACAACGAGGGGACCUGAUCGAAGUACACAAGUUCCAAGUGAGGAGCGCACCUCGAGUGAGUGGAAAAGGUCGGGUGAUCUACCUGGGGAUACGGGAUUGCGAAUGGGUUGGCCGGGACAGAGACAAAGCAGAAGAAUCCGAGGGAAAGGACGGGCUUGAACUUGAAGGUGGUUUUCUCCGCGAGGAGCAGGACGACAUGUUUCGCAGAAAGCCGAAUGCCCUUGGGGAAGACUUGACCGCUGCUUCAGACAAAAGCGGGACUAAGAGAAGGGACGCUGGUGACCGCGCUAUCAGAGUGCAUCCUUCCAAGAACACACAGAGCAAACCGAACUCGUCCAAACUCGCGCAGAAGGCUUCUCGGAAUCCAUCAGAGGAUGAUUCAGAUGACGAUCAGGGCUUCGAUACGAUCUUUGUGUCCCAGUCCCGGCUUGAGCAGCGCAGGCAAGCACUUCGUCAGAUCCAGCAACCGCCGUCGUCCACAGAGGAGGCUACUGUGAGCCGAUUGCAGCGAGGAGGAGAACAGAACCAAGGAGUGACACAAUCUGACUUUGCAGGCACAUCAGUUGUGUCCACGUCGAAUCGCUCCCAUCGAGAUAUCGAGGAUCAUGACGGGAACCAGCCUAUCAGCGAAGUCACCGCAACCCACAGUUACAAUUCCCUCGCCCAUCCCCAUCACCAACCGACCGACCUUGCAGGCUCAAAUACUCCGCCUGCGCCGCACGAGGACCCCAGUACGCACCCUAGCAAUACAACGUCAGUGUCUCCAAUUGACAGCCUCGCUUCGCUCCUCGCGCUGCCUAUUCAGAAAAGUUACUCCUGCAGCGUCCUCGCCCUGAUAUCCUGGGUAUCACCCUCGCUGAUCCACCGACCGAACACGCCCUUCCCACCCAAACGCCACAUCAAGAUCCACGACCCGUCCAUAUCGCACCGCACGUCCGGUGUCACGGUGUUUGUAUUUGUGGACGCGCAGACAUUCCUCCCGUCUGUGGGCACCGUGGCGCUGUUUAGCGGGCUGGUUAUGAAUAGAGUCCGAAGAGGCUCCGCGGACGGCGAAGGGGACGUGAUUUUGAACAAAUACCCUACCAAGAUGGGGAGCCAGAAAGUGGAGAACGAGGACGGAGAGUCCGCUGGUGCCUACGACGGGGAAAGUGGAGGCGAAGGACAAGGGCAAGGAGAGUGGUUCAUUUGUGACGAGGCCAGAUUGGUCGGGAUGGGCUUCGACGUGCAUCGAAUCAAGAUGUGGUGGGAGCAGAGACUUGCCGCCAGGAAGAGCAAAUAG
This is a messenger RNA of Fonsecaea multimorphosa CBS 102226, 1620 nucleotides long. RefSeq lists its product as uncharacterized. Bases 1 to 1620 code for a protein of 539 amino acids. Lineage: Eukaryota; Fungi; Ascomycota; Eurotiomycetes; Chaetothyriales; Herpotrichiellaceae. The transcript has a single exon. The record is from RefSeq and is a predicted model, not a curated record.